This is a messenger RNA of Saccostrea cuccullata (small rock oyster), 2152 nucleotides long. RefSeq lists its product as uncharacterized. Bases 113 to 2152 code for a protein of 679 amino acids. The transcript is spliced from 10 exons. The record is from RefSeq and is a predicted model, not a curated record. NCBI's taxonomy places the organism in Eukaryota, Metazoa, Mollusca, Bivalvia, Ostreida, Ostreidae.
UGUUCAAAUGGAUAAAUACAUGGCAAAAAUAUCGUGGGUAGACAUGUCACUACAGAAUGAUAACUAUUAGUGUGUUUGGACAUUGUCCGAAACCUUAUCUGAAGGAAAGAAAAUGGCUCAAGGAUCCUUUAGUGAAAACGAGAAGCCAGUUGAAUCCCUCCAAAAGUGUGUUUUGUUUCUGCGAGAUAAUAUCCACAAAGAGAAAGCGUUAAUUGAUCACUUGCUUGUCAAGUCAGAACUUUCUGAUGAAGAAAAACAAGGACUGACAGAAGGAAAGGAAUACAUCUGUAUAGGGAGGGAACUUAAGUCAAUACUAAGGAAUGGAUCUGAGAAAUGCAAAGAACUUUUAGAUGUUUUCAAGCAGUCUCUACUAUUCAAUGAGUUCACAGAGCAACUGGAAAAGGAAAUUGGUAAAAAUGUUGAUGCUGAAAAAGACAAGUUAACAUUAAGCUCUCUCUGGGAUCAUAGAGGUAUUUUAUUGGAAGAGUUGGAACCUUCAUUAAUAAACGACAUCCUCCUUGAGAGCUGUGUAAUUAGAAUAGAAGAACAUGAUGAAGUAGAAAGAGCUGGUAAAAGGAAAGAAAAAUGUCAAGUUCUGUUGUCCUUACCUGAAAAAUACCCAGAUGUACUGGACAAGUUGGGAUAUGCACUGCAGAGAUCAAAAUGUUUCCAAGCACUGAAUGAAAUCAAAGGCAUUCAUCCAAAAAAGCAAGGAAGAAAAUGCCAUUUUUUGGUUGAUCGAGAAUGUCUGUAUAGAAAUUCCAAUUUUGAGUUCCUGGUUAAUGAGGUGGAACCAAUUCCACUUUGUAAAAUCUUGAUUGAGGAGAAAAUUGUUGAUGUGGAUGAAAUGGAAAAAAUAAAACGGGAAUCUUCAAGAGAACAACAAGCCAGGGAUAUUGUACGGCUAAUAGAAAACCUUGACCUGGAGUCAGAAUCAAAUCUCAACAAAUUUGGACAUUGUCUAGAGGAGCUGGAAUGGGAGGCAGUAAUAAGAAAACUGAAAGGGAACGAAUCACCCUUUGAGGACUUCAUAGAAUUCCAAAAUACAGGUAAAGAGGAUAAAGGAUUCAUUAUGGUGAAGCCAGAGGAAGCAGGGAUUCAGUCUGUUUAUGAAGGAAAACUCCCUACAAAGUUAGUCCUUACUAUAUCCAUUCCUGAGAAAGUCGAUCAAGACAAAGUGGCAGAGGCCAUUAGAUUUUUAAAUCGGGAUACAGAACUACGCAGUAGACUCUCACAGCUCACUCACAUGAAAAUCGACAAGGCUGAGGGCUUUCUUGUCCUCCACCUGACCUCCCUGACUGAGGAGGCGGGGCAGCGGUUCCUGGCUGGUGGUGGUCGGUUAGUCAAGGAAGUGGUCACGACUGUGCUAGACUUGGUUGACUUCUCAGAAGAUUUGUAUCAAGCCAAGAAACCAUUGGAUGUACAAGUUACAGUGAAUGCAGAGGCAGAUUACAACAAAAGAGGUUGUGUGUAUGCUGACAUAUCAGAUGUUCAUCAAAAGAUUCAACUAAACAUACAAGAGAAGUGGGAUAUACUGAUUGAAGAGCUGGAGCCCUGUCUAAUGUUAACAUGCUUCAGGAAGAAAGGUUUGAUGACUGAGAAGGAUGAAACCUGUAUUAUGGAGUCAGAUGAACGCAAAGCUAGAGUUGUUGCCCUUUUACAAACUCUCCUUAAGUCAUCCAGUGCCUCCAUGUUAGAUUAUUUUGUCCUACUUCUAAAACAAAUGGAUAAAACUGACCUUGCUGAAAAAUUAGCUUCAGGAGAUGUGGAGACCGCACACCAAGAAGCAGAGAUGGUCAGGAAAUGUAUUCUUCUUCAUUUUGAUGAAGCUUUGGAGGAAAUUGACUCCCAUAUAAUAGAGAACACCCUGACUAAGUGUGGAUACCCUGUACCAGAUAACAUCAGACCCAAGUCUGGCUUCAGUAGGAGGGGGAGGGCAUACUGCUUCCUUGUUUUUGUGUUUGAAAGUGACGGGCUCAUGCUGGUACUAAAGAAGAUCCUCGAAAUCAGAGAAAAGGGGCAUUUUUUCAAUAUAUUCCAUGCAGAUAUAGUAGAAAGCACAAAGGAUCAUGACACAAGCACUAGUAAGAAGGCUUUAAAAGAGAAUGAGUUCUUUGACUGUAAAUAUACAUCAUCAUUGAAAGAGUAUUAA